CGCUGCUUCCUCCCUCUGCUCACUCGCCUGGCUGACCGGGGGAAGAGGUAGCGGCUCGGGAGCAAUGGCCCGGGGAAGUUUGUCGCUCCUCCUGCUCCUCAGCGCGCUGGCCGGCCGGGGCAGCAGCCAAACUCCGCCGGAGCCUAGAGGCUUGUUUCCAGCAGUUCUAAACUUGGCUGUCAAUGCUAUCAUCACAACCAAUGCUACCUGUGGGGAAAACGGUGCUGAAAUGUAUUGCAAACUGGCUGAACAUGUACCUGGACAACCAACAAGAAAUCCCCAAUGUAGUAUUUGUGAUCAGAAAAGCAGGAUUCCACAUCAACGCCACCCAAUAACUAAUGCAAUUGAUGGGAAGAACACUUGGUGGCAGAGUCCCAGUAUCCAGAAUGGAAUAGAAUAUCAUCAUGUUACAAUUACACUGGACCUUCGACAGGUAUUCCAGAUUGCAUAUGUUAUUGUAAAAGCAGCUAAUGCACCUCGUCCUGGGAACUGGAUUUUGGAGCGUUCACUGGAUGGUGUUAACUAUGAGCCAUGGCAGUAUCAUGCUAUAACAGACACAGAAUGUCUGACACGUUACAAAAUUCAUCCCCGCACAGGACCUCCAUCCUAUGCAAAAGAUAAUGAAGUUAUAUGUACUUCGUUUUACUCCAAGAUUCACCCACUGGAGAAUGGAGAGAUUCAUACGUCACUGAUCAAUGGACGCCCAAGUGCUGAUGAUCCUUCCCGAGAACUGCUGGAAUUCACUUCAGCUCGCUUUAUUCGACUGAGAUUUCAGAGGAUACGUACACUGAAUGCUGAUUUAAUGAGGUUUGCACACAAAGAUCCCAAUGAAAUUGACCACAUAGUUACAAGGAGGUAUUACUAUUCUAUAAAAGAUAUAUCUGUUGGAGGCAUGUGUAUCUGUUCUGGCCAUGCAAGAGCUUGUCCUUUGGAUCCAGCAACUAACAGAUCUACUUGUGAAUGUGAGCACAACACAUGUGGGGAAAGUUGUGAUCAUUGCUGUCCUGGAUUUCAUCAAAAGCCCUGGCGAGCUGGGACAUUCCUGGUCAAGUCUGAGUGUGAAGAAUGCAAUUGUCAUGGGAAGACUAAGGAAUGUUAUUAUGAUCAGAAUGUUGCAGACAGAAAUCAAAGUUUGAAUAUCCACGGAGAAUACAAUGGGGGUGGAGUGUGUAUUAAUUGUACACAUAACACUGCAGGCAUAAACUGUGAGACCUGCACUGAUGGCUACUUCAGGCCAAAAGGGGUGUUACCAGAUGACCCUAAUCCAUGUCGACCAUGUUCCUGUGAUCCAGUUGGGUCUUUACAUGCUACUUGUGUCAAGGAUGAGAAACAUGCUGGAAGAGGCAUGCUCCCUGGAUUCUGCCACUGCAGGACUGGCUAUGCAGGUCAAAGCUGCAAUUGGUGUGCAUUGGGUUACAAGGGUUAUCCUAACUGCAUGGCCUGCAACUGCUCUGCGAAAGGCAGCUUGAAUGAUGAUCCUUGUAUAGGUACCUGCAUUUGCAAGGAAAAUGUUGAAGGAGAAAACUGUGAUAAUUGCAAACCAAGUUUCUUCAACCUGCAUCAAGAUAAUCACAGAGGCUGUGAGGAGUGUUUUUGUUCAGGGACAACAAACAUCUGUACAGCUUCUCACUGGACCUAUAGUAAGAUACAAGACAUGAGUGGAUGGUAUCUGACUGACAUACCUGGUCACCUUCGAGUUACACCUCAACAGGAUAGAUUACCUCAGCGGCUUAGCAUCAGUAAUGUGGCUGCCAGAAGAGUGCUGCCACCAAUAUAUUACUGGAGUGCACCCAGUCCUUAUUUGGGCAACAAAAUAACAGCUGCUGGAGGGCAUCUGAAAUUUACCAUCUCCUAUGACCUCACAGAGCAGGAAGAAGCUGUUCAAACAAUAUUGCAUUCUGAUAUCAUCAUAGAGGGAGCUGGCUUAAGAAUCAGCACUUCAGAAGAGGGCAUUCACCUGCAUCCAUUUGAAGAACACACUGGAGAGGUUGUGCUGAAACCAGACAAAUUUACUAAACAUGGCACUGACUCUCUAGUCAGCAAAAGGGAAUUCAUGACUGCGCUGGCAAAUAUAAAAAGGCUUCUCAUAAGAGCCACAUACAGCAAUGGGAUGGAUGCCAUCUACAGGUUGAGUGGAGUUAGCCUUGAAGUUGCUGAUCGUUAUUCAACUGGCAGAGAUUUGGCGUCGGCUGUGGAGGUUUGUCAGUGUCCUCCAGGGUACAGUGGUACCUCCUGUGAGAAGAAAGAUCAAGUUAAUACUGCCUCUAAUCUCACACCUACCAAUAAAGCUAAGUCUUGUUGGCCUAGACACAGACGAGUGAAUGGCACUAUUUUCGGUGGGAUCUGUGAACCAUGCACAUGUUUUGGUCAUGCGGAGUUCUGCGAUGACAUCACAGGAGAAUGCAUAGACUGCAAGUACAAUACAGGUGGCCCAUACUGUGAUAGAUGUCUUCCUGGUUUCUAUGGUGAUCCUACUAAAGGCACAAGUGAAGACUGCAAGAUAUGUGCUUGUCCAUUAACCAUCCCUUCUAAUAACUUUAGCCCAACAUGUCAUUUAGACCGAAGUCAUGGAUUAACAUGCGAUGAGUGCCCACCUGAGUACGCAGGACCACGUUGUGAGAGGUGUGCAGAUGGCUAUUUUGGACAACCUUUAAUACCAGGAGGAUCAUGCCGGCCCUGCCAGUGUAAUGACAACCUUGACUUCUCUGUUCCUGGCAGCUGUGACAGCUUAUCUGGAGCUUGCCUGAUAUGUAAACCUGGUAUAACAGGCCAAUACUGUGAAAUGUGUGCUGAUGGAUAUUUUGGAAAUGCUCUUGAUCCAAAGAAUUGUCAAUCAUGUCACUGCAACAUCAAUGGCUCAUUCUCAGAGAUCUGCAACUCUCAGACAGGGCAGUGUGACUGCAAGCCCAAUGUUGUGGGGCGUCGCUGUGAUGAAUGUAAGAGCAACUAUUUUUGGGCCCCAGAAAGGCAAUUCUGUGUACCCUGUGGCUGCAGUCCUUUAAGAUCCAUGUCCCUACGCUGUGAUAUGUCAGGAAGAUGCAUCUGCAAAUCAGGAUUCAUGGGUAAACACUGUGAACUCAGGAGACAGGUGCAUAAACGGAAAGAAAACCCACGGGCCACUCAGCAAAUCCAAGUCCCUUCUCAGAGAUGGGGCUUCACCGGUACCAGCGGGUGCCCUCGGGGUGCUUACAGGCCUGUCGCUUUGCCUGGAACAUUUGGUCUACAGUCAUCUGGAGGAUGCAUUCCCUGUAACUGCAAUUCUUUUGGUUCCAAAUCCUUCGACUGUGAUGAGAAUGGACAGUGCCACUGCCAGCCUGGUGUAGCAGGAAAGAAAUGUGAUCGCUGUGCGCAUGGGUUUUACAACUUCGAGGAAGGAGGAUGCACUCCUUGUGAGUGUUCCCAUCUUGGUAAUAAUUGUGAUCCAGACACCGGCCGCUGCGUAUGCCCUCCCAAUACCAUAGGAGAGAAAUGUGAUAAAUGUGCACCAAAUUACUGGGGUCAUGACCUUGUCAGAGGAUGCAAGGCCUGUGACUGCAGUCCACUUGGAUCCCUCAGUUUCCAGUGUAACUUAGAUACAGGCUGCUGCUCCUGCCAACCUGAAUUCUCUGGGGACAAAUGCACGCAGUGCAGACCAGGCCAUUGGAAAUACCCAAAGUGCAUUCCCUGUGACUGCUUUCUGGCAGGGACGGAUCCUCAGACGUGUGAUGCAGAGACAGAAAAAUGUUCAUGUGCUGAUCGUACAGGUCAAUGUAGCUGCAAGGUUAACGUGGAAGGUGUCCGCUGUGACAGGUGCAGGUCUGGAAUGUUUGGACUCUAUGCCAAAAACCCACUUGGCUGCAACAGCUGCUAUUGCUUUGUCCUGACUACUCAGUGCAGUGAGGCAAAGGGGCUGAUCCGCAUGUGGGUGACCUUGAAGCCAGAACAGGUGGUUCUGCCACUGGUAGAUGAAAACCUUCAGGACAGUACUACCAGAGGGGUUGUAUUCCAACAUCCAGAGAUAGUAGCUGACAUUGAACUGGUGAUGCAAGAUAUCCAUUCAGGACCUAUUUACUGGAAACUUCCAGAGCAGUUUGAAGGACGAAAGCUGACUGCUUAUGGAGGGAAACUGAAAUAUGCUAUCUACUUUGAAGCACGCGAGGAGACAGGUUUUGCCACCUAUAAUCCCCAGGUCAUUAUCAGAGGUGGGCCUCCAAAACAUACAAGGAUUAUAAUCCGGCAUAUGGCUGCCCCUUUGAUUGGCCAGCUGACGAGGCAUGAGAUAGAGAUGACGGAGCAUGAAUGGAGAUACCAUGGUGAUGGUCCAAGAACCAGUAGUUCUGUGACACAUGAGGACUUCAUGGAUGUGCUAUACAACAUUCAUUACAUUCUUAUUAAGGCUUCCCAUGGCAGCAUCAUGAGACAAAGCAGAAUUUCUGAGAUCUCAAUGGAAGUUGCUGAAGAAAGCAAUGUGUUUGGAAUGAGUCCUCAUGUUCACUUGAUUGAGAAAUGUGACUGCCCACCAGGUUAUUCUGGCUUGUCAUGUGAGGCAUGUUCUCCCGGAUUUUAUAGACUGCCUCCUGUAUCAACUGUCAGGAGUCUUGGACCAACCCUAGGCAUUUGCGCUGCAUGUCAAUGUCAUGGACAUAGUAAUGUGUGUGAUCCUGAAACCUCUAUAUGUCAGAACUGCAGGCACAACACAGCUGGUGAACAUUGUGAGAGGUGCGCGGUCGGCUUCUACGGGAACGUCCAAGGAUCUCCAGAGGACUGCCAUCCUUGUGCUUGUCCUCUAACCAUUGCCACCAAUAACUUUAGCCCUUCUUGUGUUGCGGAAGGUCUCACUGAUUACCGGUGUACCACUUGCCCACCUGGAUAUGAAGGCCAGUACUGUGAAAGAUGUUCCCCUGGCUACACCGGUGAUCCAAGAACUCCAGGACGGUCCUGCAAGGAAUGUGAGUGUGAUCCAUAUGGCUCACUGCCUAUCCCCUGUGACUCAGUCACUGGACAAUGUACUUGCAAACCUGGAUCCACAGGGUGGACUUGUGCAGGCUGCGAGCACCGGCAUGUGCGUGAUGGCAUGGAGUGCAUUUCCUGUGAUGAUGAAUGCACAGGGCUCCUUCUAAGUGACCUGGAUCAGCUAAACCAGAUGAUUCUGAGCGUCAACCUCAGUGGCCGACUGCCUCCUCCAUAUAAGAUCCUGUAUGGUUUUGAAAACACGACACAGGAAUUAAAGCAUUUGCUAUCACCUCAGCGAGCACCAAAGAGACUCCUUCAGCUGGCACAAAAAAAUCUGGAUACCCUUGUGACAGAGAUGGAUGAGCUACUGACAAGGGCGACCAAGGUGUCAGCAGACGGGGAACAAACUGGGCAGGAUGCUGAGAGGACUAAUGAGAGAGCGAAGUCUCUUGGACAGUUCAUCAAGGACACACUGCAGGCUGCAGAAGCUGUAAAUGAAAAAGCUGUAAAACUGAAUGAGACACUCAGAAUCCAAGACAAGACCCUGGAGAAAAGUCUUGAAGCUCUGCAGAAUGAUAUUGACAGAAUGAUGGGAGAACUGAGGAGAAGAAAGUUGAAUGUGCAAGAAAAGGCAGCCCAAGAUGAGUUAGAAAGUGCUGAAGCCCUUUUGAACAAAGUGAAGAAAUUAUUUGGAGAUCCCACCAAGAAAAACGAGGAGCUGAAGAAUGAGGUCAGGGAUAAAAUGACAGAUUACAAAAACAAGGCUGAUGAUGCUCGAGAUCUGCUGAGAGAAGCCAGCAGUAAAAUUAGGGAAGCCAAUCGCUUAUCUGCAAUCAACCAAAGAAACAUGACAGUGAUAGAGAAAAGGAAGCAAGCUGUAGAAAGUAACAGACAAGAGAUGGAAAAAAUUCUGAAAGAAGGGAAUGACAUCUUGGAUGAAGCCAGCCAUCUUGCAAAUGAAAUCAAUUUAGCUGUAGAGUAUGUAGAAGAUACGGGGGAUCGGAUACAACCAAUUGCUGAUCAGCUGAAGGAUAAAAUAGAUGAUCUAUCUCAAGAUAUUCAGGAUAGGAUGCUUCCAGAAAAGGUGUUGCAGGCUGAAAACCAUGCAUCCCAACUGAAUGAAUCAUCUGCAAUACUGGAUGGAAUCCUUGCUGAAGCUAAAAACCUCUCAUUCAAUGCUACUGUAGCUUUCAAGGCCUAUAGCAAUAUCAAGGACUAUAUUGAUGAAGCAGAGAGAGUCGCCAGGGAGGCCAAGGCCCGUGCAAAUGAAGCUCUGCAGCUGGCAUCUGGUCCUCAAGGAUCAUUGAAGGAUGGUGCCAAGAACUCUCUUCAGAAAAGCUUUAGGGUUCUGAAUGAGGCCAAGAAGAUAGAAAGUGUUGUUAAAGAAAAUGGGGAUAACUUGAACAGUAUGCAGAACAGGUUGAAAAAUGCUGAUGAAAAGAAUUUGGCUCUCCUGAGAGCUUUGAACGACACCUUUGAAAAGCUGUCAGCCAUUCCCAAUGACACAGCUGCAAAGAUACAAGCAGCUAAAGAUAAAGCUGGACAAGCUAACACCACUGCAAAUGAUAUACUAGCUAGGAUUAAAGAACUCAACCAGAAUCUCCUUGGCUUAAGAAACAACUACAGCCAACUCGCAGAUGAUGUGGCAAAAACAAAUGCUGUUGUCAAAGAUUCCACCAAGAACAUUUCUGAUGCAGAUGCCACUGUUACAACCCUACAAAAGGAAGCAGAUCGGCUCCUGGAUAAACUCAAACCAAUCAGAGAACUUCAGGAUAAUUUGGGAAAAAACAUCUCUCAGAUAAAAGAGUUGAUAAACCAAGCCCGGAAACAGGCCAAUUCUAUCAAAGUCUCUGUGUCUUCUGGAGGUGACUGCAUUCGCACAUACAGACCGGAAAUAAAGAAAGGAAGCUACAACACUGUCAUUGUCAAUGUGAAGACGGCAGUAGCCGACAACCUUCUUUUUUAUCUUGGAAGUGCCAAAUUUACUGACUUCUUGGCCAUAGAGAUGCGUAAAGGCAAGGUAAACUUCUUGUGGGAUGUGGGAUCUGGUGUUGGACGCGUUGAGUAUCCAGAUCUGACCAUUGAUGAUGCAUCUUGGUACCGGAUUGAAGCCUCUAGGACUGGAAGAAACGGCACAAUUUCAGUACGAGCUCUUGAUGGUCCCAAAGCUACCAUUGUGCCGAGUACCUUCAGCGCAGUCUCUCCACCUGGUUAUACUAUUCUGGAUGUAGAUGUAAAUGCCGUGCUGUUUGUUGGUGGUCUAACUGAUAAAAUUAAGAAAUCUGAUGCUGUAAGAGUCACUACCUUCACUGGCUGCAUGGGAGAAACUUACUUGGACAGCAAACCCAUAGGACUGUGGAAUUUCAGAGACACAGAAGGUGACUGCAAAGGAUGUACUGUCAGCCCACAGGUGGCAGACAGUGAGGGAACUGUUCAGUUUGACGGAGAUGGUUAUGCGUUGGUGAGCCGCCCAGUCCGCUGGAACCCCAAUAUUUCUACUGUGAUGUUCAAGUUCAAGACCUUCUCUUCCAGUGCUCUGCUGAUGUAUCUUGCUACAGAUGACUUGAAAGAUUUCAUGAGCAUAGAGCUCACCGAUGGGCAUAUAAAAGUCAGCUAUGAUCUGGGUUCAGGUACAACUUCUGUAAUUGGCAACCAAAACUAUAACGAUGGGAAAUGGAAAUCAUUCACCCUGUCAAGAAUUCAGAAACAAGCCAAUGUAUCAGUUGUAGACAUAGAUACCAAUCAGGAAGAGAUCAUAACAACAACUUCUACAGGAAGCCAUUUUGGUCUCAACUUGAAAGCUGAUGAGAAAAUAUAUUUUGGUGGAUUGCCAAUUCUCAGAAACCUGAGUAUGAAAGCAAGGCCAGAAGUGAGCUUAAAGAAAUAUGCAGGCUGCCUCAAAGAUAUUGAAAUUUCACGAACACCAUAUAAUAUACUAAGCAGCCCCGAUUUUGUUGGCAUAACCAAAGGAUGCACAUUGGAGAAUCUUUACACAGUUAGCUUCCCCAAACCAGGUUUUGUGGAACUGCAACCAGUCUCAUUUGACAUGGGUACAGAAAUCAACUUAUCCUUCAGCACCAAGAAUGAAUCUGGAGUCAUCUUAUUUGGCACAGGUGGGACACCUAUUCCUCCGAGGAGAAAACGCAGACAGACUGGACAGGCCUAUUAUGCAGUGUUCCUGAACAAAGGUCGACUAGAAGUGCAUAUCUCCACUGGAAUACGAGAUCCACGCAGGAUCACAAUCAAGCCUGAAUCUGGAGAUUUUCAUGAUGGUAGAGCACACUCCAUCCGGAUAGAAAGAAUCAAAGGGAUGUUUACUGUUCAAGUAGAUGAAGACAGAAGACAGACUCAGAGGCUAUCUACUGAUCAGUCGAUCACUGUUAAAAAGCUCUUUGUGGGAGGGACCCCAUCUCACUUUCAGGCUUCACCUAUCAGGAACAUACCCCCUUUUGAGGGUUGCAUAUGGAAUCUUGUCUUCAAUGCCAUCCCCAUGGACUUCGCUCAGCCUGUGUCCUUCAAAAAUGCAGAUAUAGGCCAGUGUUCCACUUUAGAACCUGAGGCCAGACUUCCUGAAGGAGAAGAUGAAAAUGAAGCUACUCAGGCUUCUGUCUUGAUCCAACCUGAACCUGAUGCUAAAGAGGAGAAAGAGAGCACAACUACUACCCCCAGGUUUCCUUCCUCUCCUCCUCCACUAUCAUCACCUUCACCUCCUGCCCACGAUUUUUGUGCUGCUGAUACAAAGCCAGCUAUUUUGGAGGGUGGCAAGCAAUUUGGUCUUUCAAGGAACAGCCAUAUUGCAGCUGCAUUUGAUGACACCAAAGUGAAGAAUAGGCUCACAAUUGAAUUUGAAGUCCGAACAGAGGCUGAAUCUGGCUUGCUUUUUUAUAUGGCCCGGAUCAACCAUGCUGAUUUUGCCACUGUUCAGAUAAAGAAUGGAUUGCCGUACUUCCGCUACGACCUAGGAAGUGGGGACACCAAUACAAUGAUUCCAAACAAAAUCAAUGAUGGCCAGUGGCACAAGGUUAAAAUAUUUCGAACCAAGCAAGAAGGAAUCCUUUUAGUAGAUGGUGUUUCAAACCGGACCACCAGCCCCAAGAAGGCUGAUAUCUUGGAUGUUGUGGGAAUGCUGUAUGUCGGAGGAUUGCCCAUUAACUAUACAACGCGACGAAUUGGUCCAAUAACCUACAGCAUUGAUGGUUGCAUCAGAAAUUUUAAGAUGACAGAGGCUUCUGUUGACCUAGAUAAUCCAACCUCAAGCUUCAAUGUUGGCAAAUGCUUUAUGAGUGCAGAAAAAGGAACAUUUUUUGAUGGAACAGGCUUUGCCAAAACAGUUGGAACAUAUAAAGUGGGAACAGAUCUACUAGUGGAGUUUGAAUUUCGCACUACUCGAAUGAAUGGUGUUCUGCUGGGAAUCAGUAGCCAAAAAAUGGAUGGACUUGGCAUCGAACUGGUAGAUGAAAAACUGAUGUUCCAUGUGGAUAAUGGUGCAGGAAAAUUCUCUGCCAUUUAUGAACCUGACAAACCAGGCAACUUGUGUGAUGGUCACUGGCACAAGGUUACUGCACAGAAGAUCAAGCACCGAUUAGAAUUGACUGUGGAUGGGAAUCAGGUGGAUGGGAGCAGCCCAAAUGGGGUAUCCAGCUCCACUGACACUAAUGAUCCUGUCUUUGUUGGAGGAUAUCCUGAUGGUCUGAACCAGUUUGGCCUGACCACAAAUACCCGUUUUAAAGGAUGUAUUCGCUCUCUGAAGCUCACCAAAGGCACUGCUAAACCGCAGGAGAUUAACUUCAGCAAGGCCUUGGAGCUGAAGGGAGUUCAGCCGCUAUCAUGCCCUACAAACUAACAUGAGAUCAUUCAACUUUGAUAUGUAUCUGGUUGUUUUAAGUGCUGCAGCAUUUUUUAAAUAAACAUUAUAUACAAUGGAUUUAUAAUAAAAUGUCUUUAUGCAAGAAUUUUGAGUUCUGUCUGGGAUGUAUUUAAAUGGUUUUAUUUCAAGGAAGCUCCCAAAGGAAGAUUAAAUUAGUAAUCAUUUGUUUCUUCUUACUUUAAAUGAGUAAAUAAAUAAAUAACUCAUGUGUGCUGUUUUUUGGUGGUUUGAAAUGGAAUUGCUCACCAUUGUUUUCUUGAGUGGGUCUGAAUACUGUGGGAAAACGUGUUUCUGUGUGUAUGUACUUUAUAUAAAACAGUGUGUUAACUUAUUUCAAAAAUCAAUUUUGUUUUGGAUGCUCCCAAUUUAAAAAAAAAUGCUUUCAACAGAAAAUUCUGCUUUGGAUUAAUGGGAUGAUUCCAUUCCUGGCGUGGUUGAGUGCAAUACUAGGUACCUAUUUAGUUUGUGUGAUAUUACUAAGACUAUAUUGGACUUAAAUCCUUUAAUUCAGCAUUAAAACAGUUUAGGAAUGUAAUGUGUGUUUUCUGUUUGGAGACAAGAAGUAGGAGCAAAUUGACAUGGGGAAUUAGUGUAUUAGCAUUUCACACCUGAAGACCAAGAUUUAAACAGGCCACUAGUGAAAUGUUUAAUGGCCAUAUCUAGUAUACAUCCUACUGAUACCAUAGAGAGCUAUGUUGAUGAGAC
This is a messenger RNA of Pelodiscus sinensis (Chinese soft-shelled turtle), 10504 nucleotides long. The record is from RefSeq and is a predicted model, not a curated record. Lineage: Eukaryota; Metazoa; Chordata; Testudines; Trionychidae.